UCAGCCACAGACAAGGCUGAUGCCCUUCCUGCUGGUUAAUGAUUCUGGCCCCAUCACUUGGUUUUAAAGAUCACUGUGGAGUAAAGGCCUCACUUCUACAAAUCUCCUCCCAGUCAGUAGGAAAUGAAUUUAAAUAUAAGUCAAACAGGACUUUGAACCUCACAACAGUUUCAUUUCUGAUUUGAUUUCACACAACAGUUUCACUUUUGAGUUUAAUCCAGUUCGAGUGAACUUCCUCAUUGAGUCAUCGGGAAAUUGAAGCUACUGAAGCUACUGAGGAGACUGACAACAACAACAAAAAAAUUAUUAAAGAUUUCCAGGAAAAACCAUGGCCUCGGGCACAGCUAAGACCAUGUGGGAGGAAGCCACCUGCCCCAUCUGCCUGGAGCUGAUGACUGAGCCAGUGAUGACAGAAUGUGGGCACAUCUACUGCCGUGCUUGCAUAAUGAAAAAUCUUGAGAACCAGCAACAGCGGUCACCUUCCCAGGAAAACUUCCACUGUCCAAUAUGCAGAGCACAGUGUCAGAGGGAGAGCAUCCGGCCCAGCAAGCAGCUAGAAAGCAUCAUUGAAACCAUUAAGAGGACGGCUCAGGAAAACUUGUGUGAGGAACACGGAGAGAAGCUCUGCCUGUUCUGUGAAGAUGAUGGUCAGCUCAUCUGCUGGUGUUGUGAGCGAACACCAGAGCACAAAUGGCACUCCACAGCCUUUGUUGCAGAUGUACAUCAAAAAUAUAAGAAUAUCUUCCAGGAAAAUUUGACAGACCUGAGGAAACUCAAAGACCAAAAUAAGAAACGGCAACAGAACAUAAGAGAACAAAUAACAAAACUGCGGUCUGAAAUACUGCAUAAAAAAAAAAACAGUCAGAGUGACUUUAAGGAUAUUCACCAGAUCCUAUACAUGGAGGAGAAUACUUAUAUAUGGAAACUGGAAAAUGAAGAAAAGAAAGUUCUGAAGACACUGCAGGACAGUGAAGCACAGCUGGAGGAGCAAAGCCAGGAACUCAAUCACAACAUCCUGGAACUGCAGAGGAAAUGUCAGGGCUCAGCCCAGGAGAUACUGCAGGAUGUGAUGGACACUUUGAACAGGAUGUCUGCUAUGAAGUUAAACACACCAGAGGAUGUCUCAUGGUACAUUCCGGAUCUUCCUGGUCCUGAUAACAUUUUACGUGUAUUGUUAAAUGCGGUUGGAAUUUAUUAUGUUACAAUUACUCCAGAUCUAGAUACAGCUCACAAUUCCCUUUUUGUGAAUGAGGAUGAAAACUCGGUGACCGGUGGACCCCCCGUAGUGAAGCAUAAGACUACUGCUAGGUUUAGAGACUUACCCUGUGUCUUGGGGCAUGAGCACUUCAAGUCAAGAAAACAUUGCUUUAAAGUGUAUAAUAUAACAGGCACUGAAUGGGAUGUAGGAGUGUGUCUGGAAAAUGUGCCAAGGGACAAUUACAAGAGACGGGAUCCUGAGUCUGGAUUUUGGGCCAUCAGACGCUGCCAACAGAGGGGCUAUGUAGCCCUUACAUCUCCCCUAACUCCACUUCGUCUGAAGGAGGGGAUUAAGUGUCUAAGGGUUUUCCUGGACUAUGAGGCUGGACUUGUCUCCUUUUACAAUGCGGAUACUAGCUCCCACAUCUUCAGCUUCCCACAGGCCUCUUUCUCUGGGCCUCUCAGGCCUUAUUUUCGUAUUGGUGAAGAUUCUCAUUUGCACUUUGGUGAACACCGAUAUUGGUAAGAAGUUUGUAAGAAAAAGAUUUUUAAGAUUUGUAAGAAAAGAUUCUGGCUAUUGUAAACAGUUCUGCGAUGAACAUAUAAGUGCAGAUGUCACUUCGACUAUACAUUUUUGCUCCUCUGGGAUAUAUUCCCAGCAGUGGUAUUGCUGGGACAAAUGGGAGUUCAAUGUCUAGUUUUUUGAGAAUCGUUCAUAUUGUUUUCCAAAAGGGCUGAACUAGUCAGCAUUCCCACCAGCAGUGUAGAAGGGUCCCUUCUCCCCACAUCCUCUCCAACACUGGUUGCUUUUGUUCUUUUGAAUGUGUGCUAGUCUCUGUGGUGUGAGGUGGUAUCUCAUGGUUGUUUUGAUCUGCAUCUCUCUGAUGAUUAGUGAUGUAGAGCACUUUUUCAUGUGCCUUUUGGCCAUUCGUAUCUCUACCUUGGAAAAGUUUCUGUUCAUUUCUUCACCCCAUUUUCUGAUGGGAUUGGAUGUUUUCUUCUUGUAGAGCUCAACCAAUGCUUUAAAUACCAUUGAUAUCAACCCCUUAUCUAAUGGAUAUUGUGUAAAUAUCCUUUCCCAUUCUGUAGAUAGUCUUUGUAUUCUGGUCACUGUAUCUUUUGCGGUGCAGAAGCUUUUUAGUUUAAUGUAGUCCCAUCUGUUGAUCUCUGUUUCUACUAGAUUGCUUAGUUCCGUGUCAUCUUUGAAGAUACCUUUAUCUUAAAUAUCGUGGAGGGUUUUGCCGACCUUGUCUUCAAUGUACAUUAUGGUUUGUGGUCUGAUGUUGAGGUCUUUAAUCCAUUUUGAUCUGACUUUUGUGCAUGGUGUCAGGUCAAGGUCUAAGCCCAUUCUUUUGCAUGUGGUUGUCCAGUUGUGCCAGCACCAUUUUUUAAAGAGGCUUUCCUUCCUCCACUUCACGUCUCUUGCUCCCUUAUUAAGGAUUAGAUGAUCAUACAUUUGAGGUUGUGUGUAGGGAUAUUCCACCCUGUUCCAUUGGUCUUCGGCUCUGCCUUUGUUCCAUUACCAUGCUGUUUUAAUUGUUACCGCUUUGUAGUAGAGUUUAAGGUUGGUCAGGAUGAUGCCUCCCAUCAUCUUUUUCCCAAGAAUUGUCUUAGCUAUCCGUGGGUGUUUAUUGUUCCAUAUAAAUUUCAGGAUUGCUUGAUCCGUUUCUUUGAAGAAUGCCAUGGGUAUCCUUAUAGGGAUCGCAUUGAACCUGUAUAAUGCUUUGGGAAGUAUUGCCAUUUUGAUAAUGUUUAUUCUCCAUAUCCAUGAGCAGGGGAUAUGUUUCCAUUUCCUCAUGUCCUCUUUUAUUUCAUGGAGUAGCGUUUUAUAGUUUUCUUUGUAGAGGUCCUUUACUUCUUUAGUUAAGCUGAUUCCAAGGUAUUUGAUUUUCUGGGGCACGAUGUGAAUGGGAUUGCUUUUUUCAUGUCCCUUUCCUCUGUCUCAUUGUUUGCAUAUAGGAAGGCCAUGGAUUUUGGGGUAUUGAUUUUAUAGCCUGCGACUUUACUGUACAGGUCAAUUGUUUCUAAGAGUUUCUUACUAGAACUUUUAGGCUUCUCUAGGUAUAGUAUCAUAUCAUCUGCGAAUAGUGAGAGCUUGAUUUCUUUCUUUCCGAUCUGAAUCCCCUUAAUAUCUUUUUCUAGUCUGAUGGCUAUUGCUAAUACUUCCAGUACUAUAUUAAAGAGAAGUGGUUAGAGUGGGCAUCCUUGUCUUGUCCCUGAUCUUAGAGGGAAGGCCCUUAGUUUUUCUCCAUUGAUGAUAAUGCUUGCCAUAGGUUCGUGGUAGAUGGCUUUGACUAUCUUGAGGAAAGUUCCUCCAAAACCCAUUUUGGUGAGAGUUUUUAUCAUGAAUGGGUGUUGGAUCUUGUCAAAUGCUUUCUCUGCAUCUAUUGAUAUGAUCAUAUAGUUUUUAUCUUUACUUUUGUUGAUAUGAUGAAAAAACCCAAGUGCCCUAGAACAGAUGACUGGUUGAAGAAACUUUGGUACAUCUAUACAAUGGAAUACUAUGCAGCUGUUAGGAAAAAUGAGGUCAUGAAGUUUGCAUAUAAGUGGAUCAGCAUGGAAAGUAUCAUGCUAAGUGAAAUUAGUCAGAAAGAAAGAGACAGACAUAGAAAGAUUGCACUCAUCUGUGGAAUAUAGAAUAAUAGACUAGGAAACUAACACCCAAGAAUAGUAGAAAUAUGUACCAGGAGGUUGACUCCAUGGCUUGGAGGCUGGUCUCUCAUUCUGGGCAACUCAGAGAAUGGAACACCAAGUAAAAUGUGAUAGGAGGUAGUGCGGGGGAAGGGUGAAGCAUGCUGAAUGUAGGCUAGAGAAUGAACACAAUGGCCACUCAACACCUUUAUUGCAAACCACAACACCUAAUCAGAGAGAGAGAACAAAAGGGAAUACCCUGCCAUAGUGGCAGU
This is a messenger RNA of Sorex araneus (European shrew), 4103 nucleotides long. Its product is annotated as E3 ubiquitin-protein ligase TRIM38-like. Lineage: Eukaryota; Metazoa; Chordata; Mammalia; Eulipotyphla; Soricidae. The record is from RefSeq and is a predicted model, not a curated record. The transcript has 7 exons. The coding region runs from base 329 to 1723 and encodes 464 amino acids. Gene Ontology annotation, molecular function: zinc ion binding; protein binding.